Messenger RNA from Fopius arisanus, 1846 nucleotides. RefSeq names its product Proline-rich Akt substrate 40 kDa (gene PRAS40). Lineage: Eukaryota; Metazoa; Arthropoda; Insecta; Hymenoptera; Braconidae. The record is from RefSeq and is a predicted model, not a curated record. Gene Ontology annotation, biological process: neurotrophin TRK receptor signaling pathway; negative regulation of TOR signaling; negative regulation of protein kinase activity. Gene Ontology annotation, cellular component: cytoplasm.
AAUGAAUUAUUGGGAAAUUUAUCAGCUAAAAAAAUUAUGUAAACCAAUAAAAAUUGCGCAUUUGAACUAUUCAGUAUGUUUUUGUCCUCUCACUACACGCACGAUCUAAUAAACGACUGCUCAUAAAUCAGUGUUUAUUUUUAGCGCACCAAACACACAGCGAAGAUUUUGGGAUAUUUUUUUUCUAUUUUUGUGUGAAAAAAGUCAACCAAGUGGAUCCAUAUAAACAAUAAAAACUCAUAAAAAAUGUCGUUCAAUCAGUGAAUCACACUAAACAAUCUGAAAUAUCGAAAAUUACCCGAAACUUUCUUGUCUUUCAAAAUCAACAAUUGGAAAGGAGUGGAUCGGAGGCAUCUGCAUCAUUAAAAACUUCACCUUGAAAAACUUGAAUUGUACAAAGUGACAAAUUGCAAUAAUCAGUGAUCACAUAAUUAUUUCACGAACCCAGGGGGAAUAUUAAUAGACUCAAUAGUGGUCAGUCAACAAUUCUUCUAUUUUUCAUUGAGAUAAGCUCAUUGACAUGACUUACGUUCUAAUAUCUCCAACGAAUGACUAAAAAAAAAUAAAUAGCAAAAUCGUGCCGUUGAACGUUUAUUGCCUUUUUAAAAGUGGUAAAUUCCGGGAAAGAAAAAAUUAUCAGUUGUGGCGAGUAUUGAAUUAGCCAGACGUAGUGAUACUUUUUUCAUCAGUUAUCAGCUUGGGGAAUUUUGUGAUAGAUACACAAAACAUCUAGAUAUAUAUCGAAAAGGUUCUCACGUUUACCGGUAUAGUAUCGUGGUACACCUUGAUUUUUGUGUUUAACUUAAUCAACGAUUUGUAAAAAAGAAUGUUCUUCUCUCAACCAACCUCAAACCAACCUUAACCAUUUGCUAACGAUCCAGAAACAACUCCAAAUCCCUUUGUAAAUUUUUCACAGUCCCUUCGACAAUUCUGCAUCGCAACGAAUUAGUGUAUUCUAUUUGUACCUCUGUUAUUGAAUUACCAGUUAUUUUUAAUCGAAUUUGACAUUGUAAAAUUUGCGAAAGUCACUUGAAACUUUUACGUGAUUUUCAUCAUGUAUAUAACGUGCAAGUGUCUUAAUGUCUCAAUCAAAACAAGGGGAAAUCAGCUGGGGGAUUUCACACAGGAAAUUCAUGACUUUGAGAGGGCUGAUCCAUUCUUCCAGCAAAAUUUGGCCACUGCAACAGAGCUGGAGGGAAUUAGCAAGGAACAAUCGGGUCUCGUUGAAGGCAGAAAUGUCGGCUCUUGGGUGGUGAAUCGUUGUCUAAAUUGUUCUGUAUAUACACAUGCUGUUCACAGAGAGCAUGGGGCUGCUUUGGUUGUGAUUAACACUAACAUGGUGAUGUCUUCCGAGGAGAUCGAGAAAUUAAAAACUAGUCCAAACUACAGUUCAAUAUUCAGGGUAGUAAUAGAUCAUGGUUUGGAUGAUGGUGAUCUCCUCGAAGCACCAACUAAAUAUUCCGUCUCCCAAUUGUCGAGCAAUCUACAAUUGGCACUGACAAAUCUCCAGCAGCAAUUGGAGCAGGUUGUUCACAGGAAAGCAGCGGAGACUGAAGAGAAAAUUCGCACUUUGACAGCUGAACAGCACCAGCUACUGGAGCAAUUUCGAGAACAAGCUCACACGGAGCAUCGACUAUUGGCGAGAAUAAUCUGUGAUCAGCAAAAAAACAAAUCAACAAACGGUGUAAAUUCCAAUGUUCCAAUGACUGAAAAUCCCGCAGCUAAUUCGAUUACAUCUCCCUUAAAAUUUAAUAGCCCGAGAUCCAAUGUUUUAUCCAAGUCUGGGAUGGGAGGAGAUAACAUUCGACAUCAGGCAGCUACUAAACACCCAACCCAAAUUCACUUG